CGACGACAACGACAAGCCCUCGCCGAGAGACGUCGGUUGCCUACAUAAGAACGGAUACACUACCGCCGUUCUCUCGCCCGUCCACCACAGCAACGCACAGCACGCAGAGGUCAUUCCCCACUGGAACGAUCACCAUCCUUUCACCUUAUCACCCUGCAAUCACUUCACCAAAAUGGAUGUAUCCGACCUAACCGACCGCCUCCUUCUCGCCAUCCCAAAGAAGGGCCGGUUAAACGAACACUGCCUGACUCUCCUCAAAGGCGCCGAUAUCCAGUUCCACCGCCGCAACCGUCUGGACAUUGCCCUCUCUACCAACCUACCCCUCGCUAUCGUGUUCCUGCCAGCUGCUGACAUUGCGACGUAUGUGGGCCGCGGGAAUGUAGACUUGGGCAUCACGGGCGAGGAUGUGAUUGCAGAAGCUGUCGCUGAGGAUGUGGAGGCGGGUGCGAGUAAGGAUGAGGCGAAGGUUACAGUUCUGACGAAGCUAGGGUUUGGGAAAUGCAAGUUGUGUGUGCAGGUGCCCGUGGCGAGCGGGUUCAAAACGGCCAAGGACCUGGUGGGCAAGCGGAUCGUGACGAGUUUCGGAAACGUCUCAAGAAGUUUUUUUGAUGCGCUGGAGGCCGGAGCGUCGGAAGAGGAAGCCGCUCGGGCGCUCAUUGCGUUCUUUUCCACGACAUCAUCUUCCGCACCGGGGGGAACAGCCACCGCCAUCUCCACAUCAUCGACCACCACAAUCCACCACGCCAGCGGCUCCGUCGAAGCCGCCUGCGCCCUCGGUCUCGCCGACGGCAUCGUCGACCUCGUCGAGUCUGGCGAAACCAUGCGCGAAGCCCGUCUCCACGCCAUAUCCACCCUCCUUACCUCCGAAGCCGUGCUCAUUGCCAACAGCGCAAAAUACCGCUCUACCAACCCCGCAUCCGCGCACCUAGCCUUAAUCGACACCCUCCGCCGCCGCAUCGAGGGCGUCGUCUCUGCCCAGAAGUACCUGCUGUGCAACUAUAACAUUCACCGCGAGAAGGUCAAAGAGGCGAUCAAGAUUACCCCGGGGAGGAAGGCGGCGACUGUGAGUCCGUUGGAGGAUAGCGAGUGGGUGGCGGUGAGCGCGAUGGUGCUCAAGAGUGAGGCGGCGAGUGUUAUGGAUAGGUUGGAGGCGGUGGGCGCUUCGGAUGUGUUGGUGUUUCAGAUUCAUAAUUCGAGGGUUGUUUGAUGGAUGGGGCGAUGUUUGAGCGAGGUCCGGCGUAUGGAUCGCGUUUGGGCUUGCCGUCGGCGCUGGGUGCGACUGAGCGAGGGAUGCGAUACAGCGGUCGGAUGGAAGGCGUAGAAGACUGUUCCGAGGAUAGAGUGCCGUAGCGAGUGGUCCGAUGGCGUUAUAGUUAAAGGUCCUUCAGCUUUAUUUGAGAUAGCGGUAUCGUCAGCAGUCGCUAGCGUCGCAUGUACAAUCCCCCUCGUCCUUCAUUCUGUUUAUUUGCAAGAAUGGUAUCACUCACAGACUAGCGCGCAGUGGAAAGGUUGGCCG
Molecule: messenger RNA, 1516 nt
Organism: Fimicolochytrium jonesii
Lineage: Eukaryota; Fungi; Chytridiomycota; Chytridiomycetes; Spizellomycetales; Powellomycetaceae
Product: HisG-domain-containing protein
Exons: 1
Coding region: 173-1207 (344 amino acids)
Biological process (GO): L-histidine biosynthetic process
Cellular component (GO): cytoplasm
Molecular function (GO): ATP phosphoribosyltransferase activity; magnesium ion binding
Source: RefSeq, a predicted model, not a curated record